AUGUCUGGAAAUCUACAGCCAACGAAAGCACAAAUAUUAAAAAAUUUGGAGGCUUUUAAGAACGUGGACACUCCUGAAAAGAAAGAAGAAAUUUUUGUUCAUGAAGUGUACAACAAAAUAUCGACUCACUUUUCGCAGACGAGAUAUAAGCCAUGGCCAUUUGUUCAACAGUUUCUAAGUGAACUCCCAGAUAACUUACUUGGUGUUGAUGUUGGAUGUGGAAAUGGGAAAUAUUUAAGCGUGAAUAAAAAAUUGUAUAUAGUGGGAUCUGAUUAUUCCACAGGUUUGAUUCAGCAAGCUAGAAUGCUGCAUAAGGAUGAAGAAAGCAAUGAUAUUUUGAUUGCAGAUGGUUUGCAACUACCACAUCCUGAUGGUAUAUUUGACUUUGCUCUUUCCAUUGCAGUAAUACAUCACUUUUCGACCAAGGAAAGACGAGAAAACGCCAUUAAAGAGAUCUUAAGAGUCUUGCGGUUUCAUGGUAAGGCAUUGAUAUACUGUUGGGCCUUGGAACAAGAACAUUCUAGAAGAGGGUAUCACGAUGGAAUGGAUCAGGAUGUUUUAGUUCCGUGGGUUUUGAUGAAGAAACAAAAGAAGAAGAAGAAAAAUAAUAUUUCCAGUAUUGAUAAAAAUAAAUCUGAAGCCAGUGAUAAAAAGGACUGCAACACUCAAAAUACAGAGAGUGGAGAUAAUGUUAAACCUGAUACUAAGAUGAGAUAUUAUCAUUUAUAUAAAAAAGGAGAACUCAACGAGGAUUGUGCUGAGGCAGGGGGGAAAGUAGUUAAUAGUGGGUACGAACGAGAUAAUUGGUGGACCAUAGUAGAAAAGAUAAAAUAA
Molecule: messenger RNA, 834 nt
Organism: Brettanomyces bruxellensis
Lineage: Eukaryota; Fungi; Ascomycota; Pichiomycetes; Pichiales; Pichiaceae
Exons: 1
Coding region: 1-834 (277 amino acids)
Biological process (GO): tRNA wobble uridine modification
Cellular component (GO): cytoplasm; nucleus
Molecular function (GO): S-adenosylmethionine-dependent methyltransferase activity; tRNA binding
Source: RefSeq, a predicted model, not a curated record